Andrographis paniculata is the source of this 690-nucleotide messenger RNA. Its product is annotated as phosphoribosylformylglycinamidine cyclo-ligase, chloroplastic/mitochondrial-like. The transcript is spliced from 5 exons. NCBI's taxonomy places the organism in Eukaryota, Viridiplantae, Streptophyta, Magnoliopsida, Lamiales, Acanthaceae. Gene Ontology annotation, biological process: adenine biosynthetic process; 'de novo' IMP biosynthetic process. Gene Ontology annotation, molecular function: phosphoribosylamine-glycine ligase activity; phosphoribosylformylglycinamidine cyclo-ligase activity. The record is from RefSeq and is a predicted model, not a curated record. The coding region runs from base 1 to 690 and encodes 229 amino acids. Gene Ontology annotation, cellular component: cytosol.
AUGGAGUGCAAUUCUUGUCCAAUAAUUGCAUGCAAGCGGUCGAAGGUGGAAGAGGAAUUGAGAAACAAAGUCUUGUGCUUUCAACGUCGAGCAGUGGACAUUAAAGGCAUAAUUGAUGGUUGCCAGCAAUCUGACGGAGCUCUUCUAGGGGGAGAGGCCGAUGGCGAGUAUGAUCUAAGUGGUUUUGCUGUCAGCAUUGUGAAAAAGGACUUAGUUAUUGAUGGGAAAAACAUGGGGCAUGGUGAUUUAUAUAUUGGCCUGCCAUCCAGCGGCGUGAAUUCAAAUGGAUUUUCUCUUGUUAGAAGGGUCCUCAUUCAAAGUGGCCAUUCCUUGAAAGAUAGUCUUCCAGGUUCAUCUGUUACUCUAGGCGAAGCUGUGAUGGCACCUACUGUAACACUAUAUGUUCUCCAGGCCUUUGUUUGUUUACAAUGGUUGCUAUUGACCAUUACUAUGCACUUUGCUCCAUAUUUACUAAUUCCCAUGCCAUCCAUCUUGUAUGUUCUGAACUUUAUUGGCAAAGGUGGUGUGAAAGGGAUCGCCCACAUCACUGGUGGUGGUUUUACUGAUAAUUUACCCCGUGUCUUACCGAAGGGCCUUGGAGUUCUCAUAUACAAGAACUCUUGGAUGGUUCCUCCGAUUUUUAAAUGGAUUCAAGAGACUGGAAGAAUUGAAGAUGCAGAAAUGAGUUGA